GUUUGCUCCGGGCAGCUACUGUAAUUAUCUUUUCUUCAGCAGAAGUUUUACGUGUUUUGUCGGACAGACGUUUAUUGGUAAAACCAGUUGAUUUUUCUGUAAAUUCCCGUGGAAUUCUGCGGUCUCAGUGAUAUCUUCGAAUCCCGAAGUAUCACCGUUGACUUGUGCGGAAAGGCUCGUUGUGGAUGUUGCGAACUUGCCGUUAGUUACGAUCGCCUCUGUUGACUGAACUGGUGUAUCUCCUCUUCUUGGAUCUCAAAGUAACAAAAUCUGCCAGAUCCAUUCUCCGCAUGCAUUGUUGAUUGUUAAUGUUCCCAACUUCCCACCAUGAUACGUUCCAUCCACUCUCUCCCGUGUACGAAUUUGCUGCGAAUCCAAGACGUGUUCAGGUUGGGAUGCAGAACCUGCCAGUAUUACCACACCGUCGGCUUUCCCUUCGCGAUAUCGACACAAAGCUCGUGGCAGUGGUACGUGAAGCGCAGCGUCGUUGCGCGAAUCACGCAUGUCCGCUGUGCGAGCACGACGCAGCCCGCCGAAGGCAGUGCGACGCCGAAGAGCAUCGAAGAGUCGGACCGGGCCAAGGCGGAGGCGAAGAGGAUGCGGCGGGUGCCGAUCGACUACAGCCAGGCCUACACGGACAACAACUACAUUCCCGCUGUGCGUGCCCUGACGGACUACCUUUUGAAACCCAAAGAUCUGGAGAAUCUGCGGAAGACCACACGACGCAGCCCGGUGACGGAUACCCCUCCUUUGACCGUGUAUUUGAGGAAAGAUGUCGAGCAACGAGCAGUUGAAGUCUGGGGAAGUAUGGAAGCUCUGCAGCGAGAAAAGAAGAAAAAACGUGAAGCCGAUGUGGAAUACAAUUUGCAGGUUUCUAACGUUAAGCGUCUUUUGCGGGAUAUUGCCAGAGGACGCGGCCAAGAAGGGAAACAGGAAGAUCGAGAUGCUUUUCAGAAUGAUAUGUUGAAAGGAUCCAGGAGAGUUGUAUAUUCCGCUAUUGUGAUAAACGCCGCAAAUUUUGCUUUCAAGUUUUUGGCCUGGUUAUACACGGGUUCGCACAGUAUGUUUGCUGAAUCUAUCCAUUCAUUCGCGGAUACCUGCAAUCAGAUUAUUUUGGGCGUUGGUCUGAUGGGAUCCGCAAAAAAACCGGAUCGACUGCAUCCAUACGGAUAUUCUAGUUUGCGGUAUGUGUCUUCCUUGGUCAGUGGCUUGGGAAUUUUCUUCUUUGGAUUUGGAUUAUCUGUCUACCACGGAAUAAUGGGUUUAAUCCAUCCGGCACCGGUGCAGUCGUUAUAUUGGGCAUUUUUUGUUUUGGGUGGAUCCCUUUUAUCGGAAGGAGGCACAUUGAUGGUUGCACUUGGGCAAAUUCGCAAACAUGCGCGGCAACAAGGGGUUACUGUAUGGAAUUACGUUUUGCGUGGUCAGGACCCCAAUGUUAACGUGGUUCUACUGGAAGAUCUAGCGGCCGUCCUCGGCGUGGGUAUUUGUGGAUUGUCCAUGGGUUUGGCCACACAUUAUAACAGUCAUCUACCAGACUGUAUCGGAUCACUGUGCAUUGGAGGUUUGUUGGGGGCGGUGGCUUCUUUUAUUAUUUACACCAACACUGUCGCUCUUGUGGGAAGGUCAAUUCCGCUGGAUUUACAGCAGGAUCUAACGAAAGUUCUGGAAAGCGAUGUCCUUGUACGAUCGGUGUAUGAUGUGAAAGCGAUUGAUCUUGGUGGGCUGAAUAUUCGCUAUAAGGCGGAAAUUGAUUUUGAUGGUCGCCAGUUAACACGCUCAUAUCUCGAUAAGCAGGAUAUGGAAAGGAUGAUGGAGGAAGUGCAGAAUAUUAAAACGAUCGACGAGCUGGAGAAUUUCAUGAGUAAACACGGCGAGAACAUUGUUGAUCUGCUGGGAUCCGAAGUCGAUAGAAUCGAAGCCAAUCUCAAGAAAAAAUAUCCGGAAGUACGCCACGUUGAUCUUGAAGUUCUGUGAUGUAAAUACCGUAUACGGAAAGAUUUUAUGCAUUUGAUUACCUUGGAUGUUGAACAGUAUGGUUGCUUCCGGGACAUGCCUUUGGAACUUGUUGGAAGAUUUUAUUCUCCUGUUUUUAUUUGUUAGAAAUUGAACAUUAUUGUUUAUAUGUAUGCGUCUGUUUGGUCAAACCGUUUGAAAUCCCGGUCCGGUUUGUAACAAAUUUGUUGUGUUAAAGUGAUCUGAGCCAUCGGUAACAAGGAAACAAGGAGCAGAUGGGCACUGGGCAGUGUAUAAAAGUUGGAUUGUGCAUGCACAUGCAGUUAAGCACGCAUUCGCCUUUGAUCAAGUAAAUUCGGCAACUUGUAUUUUAGGCCCGAACUCUC
Molecule: messenger RNA, 2339 nt
Organism: Paramacrobiotus metropolitanus
Lineage: Eukaryota; Metazoa; Tardigrada; Eutardigrada; Parachela; Macrobiotidae
Product: proton-coupled zinc antiporter SLC30A9, mitochondrial-like
Exons: 16
Coding region: 328-1974 (548 amino acids)
Biological process (GO): transmembrane transport; zinc ion transport
Cellular component (GO): membrane
Molecular function (GO): monoatomic cation transmembrane transporter activity
Source: RefSeq, a predicted model, not a curated record